AGGAUAACUCGAGGUCCUUAUAGACAUGGUACUAGCCAGCGAGUUUGAUAUAGCAAAACGAAUACACAGAAAUACUUCUACAAAAAUCGUGUCUUUCAAUCAUCAUUUCCACCAUCGUCCACCUGAACUUGAUCGAAAAGUAAGCUACAAAAAUGCCUCCACCCAAAAACGGUCGUCCACCAGCCGGUCCUCGUUCAGACUUCUUGGGCUGGGAUGAAUAUUUUAUGGGCAUCGCGUGUCUCUCCAGUUUCCGCAGCAAGGAUCCUAGGACUAAGGUCGGCGCCUGCAUCGUGGAUCCCAUGCGGCGGAUAGUGGGCAUCGGCUACAACGGAUUUCCGCAAGGCUGCCCAGACGAUUCAUUACCAUGGACAGGGGGGGAAGAGGGGGAAUGGUAUUAUAAGUAUAACUUUUGAUCAUUGUUGAUGUCGUGACAUUCGAUCUUGAUUGGGAUGCUCAUGACACUCUACGUCGACUUGAUCUACCUCAUUUUGUUGAUGUAGCGUCGUUAUCGACGUAGUUUGUCGUUCACAAGAACUACAUUACGAUUACCCCAACUACUUACAUCAACAUGAAUAUUAUCAAUUUCAAGCAUCCAGGUUAUCAACCAAAUACCCCUACGUGGUUCCCGCUGCCAUCAACGCCAUACUGAAUAGCCCGCACAAUCAAGUGGAGAAUUGUGUCCUCUACACCACUCUUUUUCCGAAUGAUGAGUGUUGCAAGAUGAUAGUCCAAGCAGGCAUCUCAAGGGUCGUUUAUGGCGACGACAAGUAUCACCACCGUGACGCCUGGGUCGCUGCGCGGCGGAUCUUGGACGUGGGGGGAGUAGAAGUAAUGAGCUUGAAGGAGCUUCUGGAUAAAGAUCAUGGCAAAGUUCGUCCUAAGGCUUCUUCUGUUAAGACGAAAACACCAGAUGCCGAUCUUCAAUCUGGAGGAGCAACAUCAUCCACAUCACUCGCCAAAGAGGUCAUGCUAGCAAGCGGCUGGGGCAUAGCAACAGCGAUAAUCACGCAUGUGGGGCUAACUCUUGCUCAAAAAAGUGGAAUGGUAGCUGGUCAAUCACAGCUUAUGCUAGACAUGCAGAGGGCACUUUUCGAAAGGACGCGACAAACAGGAACGAGUUUACCCUUCCACUAGCAAGUCGUUUUUUGAACUCUGGUCUCUGUUCGCGAAGCGGACAACACUAUCGUAUCAUGGGAUGUACAGCUAAGUGUAAGUGUUACGAAAAAAUAUAUCUUCUAUG
Amoebophrya sp. A25 is the source of this 1240-nucleotide messenger RNA. The record is from the annotation of a GenBank genome assembly. Lineage: Eukaryota; Dinophyceae; Syndiniales; Amoebophryaceae.